This is a messenger RNA of Eublepharis macularius, 9445 nucleotides long. RefSeq names its product zinc finger protein 585A-like. Lineage: Eukaryota; Metazoa; Chordata; Lepidosauria; Squamata; Eublepharidae. The transcript has 8 exons. The coding region runs from base 242 to 3478 and encodes 1078 amino acids. The record is from RefSeq and is a predicted model, not a curated record. Gene Ontology annotation, biological process: regulation of transcription by RNA polymerase II. Gene Ontology annotation, molecular function: DNA-binding transcription factor activity; RNA polymerase II cis-regulatory region sequence-specific DNA binding.
GCGAGGCAGCACUGGAGGACUUUUUAAAAAGAGGGCAAAGCCAGAAGUGGGGUUGUUUUGACUUUCUGGAGCGUCAACCUAAGGGUUAAAGGGAAGGAGUCUCCAUUCCUAGAGGGGCUUGAAGAAAGAAAGUCACCUGACUUGCUGCAGUCACUUCCUGUGAUGAGUGGGGAAGGGGAGGAGAGGCAGCCCUGGAGAACUUUUUAAACAGAGGUGGCGGCUGUUUGGAGAGGAAAGGAGGAUGAAGGGAGAGGUGAACUCAGUCGGUCCAGAAACAAGAAAAGGCGCUGAUGCCACAGAGGCUGGGAGCAGAAGGAAACUGUGGGAAGGAACCUUGCAGAAGAGCCUGGGAGAGGAUUUGCUCCCUUCAGAUGUGCAGCGCCAGCAAUUCCGGCACUUCCGUUACCAGGAGGCUGAAGGGCCCCGAAAGGUCUGCAGCCGACUCUACCGCCUUUGCCUCCAGUGGCUGAAGCCAGAAAGGCACAGCAAGAAGGAGAUCCUGGACCUGGUGAUCCUGGACCGGUUCUUGGCUGUUCUGCCACCAGAGAUGGAGAGCUGGGUCAGGGAAUGUGGGCCGGAGACCAGUUCCCAGGCAGUGGCCCUGGCAGAAGGGUUCCUCCUGAGCCACGCAGGUGACAAGAAUCCAGGCCAGGAGGUGCAGGAAAAGUUUGAGUGUUACCUCAGAGCAGCUUUCCUGGAUGAGGCCUUGAAACCAACAGUAAAUUCUUUGCCAACUCUUUGCAGCAUAGAUAAAGCAACUUCCGUGCGGCCAGAAUGGGGUCUAGUGACCUUCGAGGAGGUAUAUGUUCAUUUCACUGAGGAAGAGUGGGCUCUAUUGGAUCCGGAAAAAAGAAGCCUUCACAAGGAAGUCAUGGAGGAGAACUUUCAGAAUGUGGCCUCUCUGGGAGGACUUCUGGUUCCCGGACCUGACAGUAUUUCCCUGAUGCAAGGAAAUGGAAAUCCAUUUUCCCAGGACCCAGAAGAAAGAGAGAGAUCAGCAGAAGAUGAUGAUCCCCAGAGAAAGCCUGAAGGAGAACCAAAACAACUCCCAUUGGAAGGAGAACAGCAGAGGAGAAGCACUGGGAUAAAAGAGAAGAGUUCACAGCUUACUGCCCAUCGACAAAUCCAGGCGUGGGAGAAACCAUAUAAAUGCAUAGAGUAUAGGAAGAGCUUUGCUAAGAAUUCACAGCUUACUGCCCAUCAACAAAACCACACAGGGGAGAAACCAUACAAAUGCAUGGACUGUGGAAAGAGCUUUGCUCUUCCUCUAAUCCAUACAGGAGAGAAACCAUAUAAAUGCAUGGAGUGUGGAAAGAGUUUUGCUCGGAAUGGAGACCAUACUGUUCGUAAGCGAAUCCACACGGGGGAGAAACCAUAUAUCUGUGUGAAGUGUGGAAAGAGCUUUGCUCGGAAUGGAGACCUUACUGUCCAUCAACGAAUCCACAUGGGGGAGAAACCGUAUAACUGUGUGGAGUGUGGAAAGAGCUUUGCUUUGAGCUCCCACCUUACUUCCCAUCGACGAAUCCACACAGGAGAGAAACCAUAUAAAUGUGUGGUGUGUGGGAAGAGCUUUGCUAAGAGUUCACAGCUUACUGCCCAUCAACGAAUCCACACAGGGGAGAAACCAUACAAAUGCAUAGACUGUGGAAAGAGCUUUGCUCUGAAUACAAACCUUACUGCCCAUCGAAAAAUCCAUACAGGGAAGAAACCAUAUAAAUGUGUGGAGUGUGGAAAGAGCUUUGCUUGGAAGCAAAGUUUUACUGGCCAUCAGAGAAUCCACACAGGGGAGAAACCAUACAAGUGCAAGGACUGUGGAAAGAGCUUUGCUCAAAAUAUAGCUCUUACUGUCCAUCAACAAAUUCACACAGGAGAGAAACCAUAUAAAUGUGUGAAGUGUGGGAAGAGCUUUGCUUGGAAGCAAAGUUUUACUGGCCAUCAGAGAAUCCACACAGGGGAGAAAUCAUACAAAUGCAAGGACUGUGGAAAGAGCUUUGCUCAAAAUAUAGCUCUUACUGUCCAUCAACAAAUUCACACAGGAGAGAAACCAUAUAAAUGUGUGGAGUGUGGGAAGAGCUUUGCUUGGAAGCAAAGUUUUACUGGCCAUCAAAGAAUCCACACAUUGGAGAAACCAUAUAAAUGUGUGGAGUGUGGGAAGAGCUUUGCUUGGAAGCAAAGUUUUACUGGCCAUCAGAGAAUCCACACAGGAGAGAAACCAUACAAAUGCAAGGACUGUGGAAAGAGCUUUGCUCAAAAUAUAGCUCUUACUGUCCAUCAACAAAUUCACACAGGAGAGAAACCAUAUAAAUGUGUGAAGUGUGGGAAGAGCUUUGCUUGGAAGCAAAGUUUUACUGACCAUCAAAGAAUCCACAUAUGGGAGAAACCAUAUAAAUGUGUGGAGUGUGGGAAGAGCUUUGCUCGGAAGCGAAGUUUUACUAGCCAUCAAAGAAUCCACACAGGGGAGAAACCAUACAAAUGCAUGGACUGUGGAAAGAGCUUUGCUUGGAAUGCACAACUAACUCUCCAUCAACAAAUCCACACAGGGACAGGGGAGAAACUACAUAUAUGCAUGGAAUGUGGAAAGAGCUUUCCUCAGAGAACACAGCUUACAGUUCAUCAACGAAUUCAUACAGGGGAGAAACCAUAUAACUGUGUGCAGUGUGGAAAGAGCUUUGCUCAGAGCUCCAACCUUGCUGCCCAUCAACGAAUCCACACAGGGGAGAAACCAUAUAACUGUGUGGAAUGUGGGAAGAGCUUUGUUCGGAAUAUAAACCUUACUAUCCAUCAACGAAUCCACACAGGGGAGAAACCAUAUAAAUGUUUGCAGUGUGGGAAAAGCUUUGCUCAGAAUAAAUGUCUUACUGCCCAUCAACAAAUUCACAAAGGGGAAAAGCCAUAUAAAUGUGUGGAGUGUGGGAAGAGCUUUCUUCGGAAUGCAGAACUUACUGUCCAUCAACGAAUCCACAAAAGGGAGAAACCAUAUAAAUGUAUGGAAUGUGGUAAGAACUUUGUUCAGAGUUCACAGCUUACUUACCAUCAACAAAUCCACACAGGGGAGAAGCCAUACAAAUGUGUAGAGUGUGGAAAGAGCUUUACUCGGAAUGUAGACCUUAAUGUCCAUCAACGAAUCCACACAGGGGAGAAGCCAUAUAAAUGUGUGGAGUGUGGAAAGAGCUUUACCCGGAACAGCAUCCUUAGUGUCCAUCAACGAAUCCACACAGGGGAGAAACCAUAUAAAUGUGUAGAGUGUGGAAAGAUGUUUAUGCGGAAUGGAGAUCUUACAGUUCAUCAACGAAUCCACACACUGGAGAAACCAUAUAAAUGUGUGGAAUGUGGGAAGAGCUUUGCUCGGAAUGCAGACUUUACUUGCCAUCGACGAAUACACACAGGGGAGAAACCAUUUAAAUGUACGGAGUGUGGUAAAAACUUUACUCGGUGUUCACAGCUUACUGUCCAUCGACGAAUCCACUCAAGGGAAUAACUAUAAAUUCGUGGAGAGUGAAAAAAGCUUUGAUAAGAGAACAAAUCUUACUUUCUAUCAACUUAUUCACAUGGGAAAACCCUAUGAAUAUGUGGAGUGUGGAAACAGCUGUUUUCAGAGUUUACGCCUUAUUGUGCAUCAAUGAAUCCACUGGGAGGAACAGCAUCAGUUCUAAUAGUCUGGAAGAAAUUUACAUUUAAAAAAUCAUUUGGUCACAUAUCAAAGGAUUCCCACAGGAGAGAAAACAUAGAAGGGUUUUUCUCAGGGUUUUGGGGAGGUUUUGAAAGGCAGGCAUCUUUCAAGGGCAUGGGAAGGGAGAGAUCUUAUAUUGGUUUUAAUUUGGAAAUUUUAAAAUUGUUUUGUAAACUAUCUUGAACCGUCUGCAAAUGCAGGGUAUAAAUGCUUUAAUAAAUAAAAAUAAAUAAGUGCUGCCACUGUGGCAACAGCUUUAGCCACAGGCCCAGUUUUGCCUGGCGUCAUGAAGACCACGCAGGGGACCAACCAUGCAUCCUUUCAAAGAAGUCAGCAGUAGGGUAAAUCUUAGAAAAGAUCAGUGUUUAGAGUUUUUAUGCUAAAUCCAGCAUGUAUUUUAUAUUUUCUGAAUUGGUUUGUUCAAUUACCAACUAAAAUAAUUGGAAUACAUUUUAUUAUAAAAUGUGAGUAUUUUGACCUACGCCAUUAACACAUGUUGUAGAGGGGUGUCACAGACUUUAGGGUUAAUACAGGCCAGUCUAUGAAAUGUUGAAAGCUCUGGUGUCUUUAAUUAAUGAUCUCCACCUGGAUAUAGAAAAAUGUCAUUCUUCUUUGUUUCAGUAGACCAUGCUAUCUUGUUAAGGCAGAUGUUGGUUUCUGUCAGGAAGUGGCUUAUUAAAAGUUGCAAUCCAGACUAUCUCUUGCAAUUAGACAUGAGUCCAUUGGUUUCAAAAGACUUUACUGAAUAUAAACAACCCUUAUAGUCCACUAUCCAAGAUGCAAUAUCUUGCCUGGUACAUGAGUAUUGUUACGAAUGACAGGCAAAGGUUAAGGUACAGAAUAACAUACCCCUGCAGGCCCCAUCCUCCCCCCACAGUUCUCAAGGCAAGCGGCUUGAGGCUGGGAAAGUGAAAGUUUCCCAAGGCUGGAAAGGUUGUAGUCAUAACAUUCUUCUUCUCUGAGAUAACUGCUACUGAACUGCUUGCCACCUGCAAGAGAAGCACUUAAAAUACUGACAGGAUUAAAAUGGAGUCUCUUUGGUUUGAAUACACAAGAAAUACAGUCAGAACCUGACAUUCUGCCCCCACUAAAAUGUUCUUCCCCCGGGUUUGAAAGGGUAGAGAGUGUGAAAAGAUUUUAAUAAUCUAGGAGCAUGAACAUGAAUAGCCUCCACCCACUCAUCAAACCCAGAGUCAAAGUCCUUCCAUCUAAUGAGGUAAAACAGCUUGUUACGUUUGAUUUUAGAGUCCAAAAUUUGUUGUACUUCGUAAUGGACUUGAUCAUCAAUUAAGGUUGGUAUAGGAGGAGCACGGGUGUGCCAUUGAUCUGCUGGGGGGACCUUUUUCAAUAAGCUGAUGUGAAAAGUAGGAUGCAUGUGACGGAGAUUCUUUGACAAAUCAAGUGCUACAGUCACUUUGUUGAUGAUUUUGCAAACUGGAAAAGGUCCUAAAAACUUUAGUGCUAAUUUACGGCUGGUUUGAGCAAUUUUCAAAUUUUUUGUGGAUAAAUAAAUAAGAUCUCCAGGAUGCAAUUCCCAUUCGGCCGCACGAUGGCGAUUGGCAUAUUUUUUAUAGUCCUGUUUAGCUUUGUUAAGAUGAUUUUGAAUAAGAGUCCACUGUUGAGCUGCCUCCCCCCACCAUUCUGAAACGUCUUUAGAAGCUAUUGCGGGGGGAAGAGCUUCAAAAGGAAAUGGCUUGAAGUGAUAGCCAUAAACUACUUUGAAUGGAGUUUCUCCGGUAGAAGCAUGCACACUGUUGUUGUAAGAAAAUUCCGCUAAAGGCAAUAAAUCAAUCCAAUUGUCCUGUUGAAAAUUGAUGUAGCACCGAUCGUAUGUGGUGGACUUGUGAGGUAGCUAAGCAAUACUGGGGAGAUAUAAUUGAAGCAAUUAAUGAAAUUUUACAAAUCCAAAUAAAUAAGAACCCAGAAUUGUUGCUACUGAACUUGGGAAUGGAAGGUGUUCCAGUGCAGUACAGAACAUUGUUAUUUUAUAUGACCACAGCGGCAAGACUUUUGUACGCGCAGAAAUGGAAAAUACAAGAAAUACCAACUAUAGAAGAUUGGAUUUAUAAAUUGCUGUACAUGGCGGAGAUGGACAAAAUGACAAGAAAACUUAAAGAUCUUGAUCCAGGACAAUUUAUUGCUGACUGAGGGAAAUUGAAACAAUAUUUAGAAAAAAAAUGGGAUGUGAAGGGAGAACUGUGGCAGUUUGAGAAUUAUUAAAAUGUGAUGUUGUAAACAGAAGAGAUAAGCAAUUUUACCAUUAAGGGGGAAUUUAAUUAUUACAAUCUAAGCUAGUAUUAUGUUUAAGCAAAUCUUACCUAGAAUAUAAAGUUUAAUCAAGGAAGAGUAAAAUGGAUACAUUGGUGGAUUAGUGACUUUAAUAUAGUAUAUAUAUAAAACAAUUUGAAUAUGCAUAGAGUAAAAAAUAUUACGAUAUAUGUGAAUCAUCUCAUUUUGAAUCAUCUCAACAACAUCCACCUGAACAUACAAUUCACCAUGGAGAAAGAAAUCGAGGGAAAACUCCCAUUCCUGGAUACCUGGGUCAUCCGCAAAGCAAACUUUCAGUUAGGUCACAAGGUCUACAGGAAACCAACUCACACUGAUCGGUACCUACACAAAAACUCCAAUCACCAUCCCCGACAGAAAAGAGGCAUAAUGAAAACAUUAGUGGAUCGUGCAAGACGGAUAUGUGAGCCGCACUUUCUCAAUGAGGAAAUUAAUCAUCUAAACCACGCACUUCAGGCAAAUGGCUACUCCAGAAAUGAAAUCCGAAGAGCAAUCAAACCCAGGAUGAAUCAAACAACCAAAGAAAAACAGUCUCCCACAGGAAAAGUGUUUUUGCCAUAUAUCAAAGGAAUUACUGAUCAGAUGGGAAAGCUUAUGAAAAAGCAUAACCUUCAAGCAGUAUUCAGACCCACCCGAAAAAUACAACAGAUGCUACGAUCAGCAAAAACAGUAGAGACCCCAAACCUCUGCAGGAGUAUACUGUAUACCCUGCAGCUGUGGACAAGUUUACAUCGGGACCACAAAGCGUAGCAUCCAGACAAGAAUAAAAGAACAUGAAAGACACUGCAGACUUGGACAACCUGAAAAAUCAGCAGUGGCUGAACAUAGCCUAACUCAAACAGGGCACAGUAUCUUAUUCCAGGACACCAAAAUACUGGACAACACUUCCAACUACUUUGUCAGAAUGCACAGGGAAGCCAUUGAAAUUCACAAGCAUAAGCAAAACUUCAACAGGAAAGAAGAAACCUUAAGAAUGAACCGAGCAUGGUUGCCAGUUCUGAAAAACACCAGGCUAACAAAACAUUCUAUCCCCGACAAUAGCCCUGCAGAGAAGAUUAGCACAUCAAGUACCAAUCCAUAUGCAAAAGAACCUCCUCAGGAUACAGUGAAGCCUCCCGCCAUUAGCAUUCCACACCCUGGGAAACUCUUACAGGAUGACUCAGCUCAACCCCACCCCUCCUGAGUAGAUACAAAUGACCUACAUCUUUUCCACACUGUGACACUGAGAGAUCUCUGCCUUUUGGUGCUACACCUCUGAAGAUGCCAGCCACAGCUGCUGGCGAAACGUCAGGAACUACAAUGCCAAGACCACGGCAAUACAGCCCGGAAAACCCACAACAACCAUCGUUCUCCGGCCGUGAAAGCCUUCGACAAUACAUCCAUAUCUUGCUAUUCAAAUCACUGUGGAAUGCUGUAGAGAUUUUGUUUCACUGCCUGACAGCUGUGGUCAAAUGGUUAAAAGCAAACAAAUAGAAAAUGAACCCAGACAGGAUGGAAGUGAUGCUCAUAGGGAAGCCAGAGACCUUGAAGGACAUUGUUCUCCCCACUUUCGGUGGAGUUUGUAUGAACUUUGCAGAGGAUCUAAUGCCACUGCUAGAAAAGCCAGUUAAGGCAGCUGCAAAAAAAUGCUUUUCACAAACUGAGUCUAUCCUGGAAUAUGGCUCCCUAUCUUGACAUGGCAGAUUUGGCCAUCUGGAUGCAUGAGAAGGAGGUGAAAAGGAGCCUAAUUCAGUUCAAGGCUCACCCAGCAGAGGGCGGGGCCAGUAGUCAGCCCUGGGCAAAACAAACCCUCUCCAAUUAGCAAUAACCAACCCCUGCAAUUAGCUACAACUCAGGCAAAGGAGACAAACAGAAACAACACUGACUUCAAAAGUCACCACUUUCCAGCAGGCUAUACACAUUCACACACCCACAAACACUGUCCUCCCACACAGUAACCUCAGCUAAUUCUUCCCAGCAGUUAAGGAAGGCAACAGAAAAACACUCACCACUAGUGCAGCUCUCUUACAUGCUCCUUCUCAGAGCCCUGGUGGCUGUGAGGAAUUAUAACUAAGCAUAAACAAUUAACAUAUCAGACAUAUUAGAUUGUUCUCAAAGUGAUUGUAAAAUGAAAUCAAGAGAAUAAUUGAUAAUGGAAGGAUAUAUACUUGCCAAUGGUUGUUUUUUUAAUGCACAACUACUAGAAAGGCUAAAAGCAGAUAACAGAUUUUACAGUUUUGAACAAUCAAAAUCUGAAUUUGAAACAGAAUUAUGUACAAAAGAUGAACGUGUUAUUGCUAAUAUAUAUAAACUUUGGUUGAAAUUUGAGACAGAGGAUGAACAAGUUAAAGAAUCUAUUAUAAAAUGGGCUAAAAACUUUGGAUAUAAUAUACGAAUGGAAAAAUAUGUGGAUGAAGGGUCUUAAAUUUACAUUAAGAUUCAGUCUUAAAGAGAACUUUUAUAAAAUGAUGUAUCGAUGGUAUAUGUCACCAGAGAAAUUAUGUAUAAAAAUAUUUCAAAUUCAUGUUGGAAAAGUGAACAAAAUGAAGGGACUUUUUAUUUUUUGUGAUGGACGUGAUCUUUUUUGGGGCCAUCGUCCUCUUCUUUCUCUUCACUUGAGAGAGUUCAGGCCAAAUUCCUUCGAGCUCUACUACAAGUACUGAAAUGCAUGUCAAAUUCUUGGGUUAGAUCGGAAACUGGAAUGUUACAGGUAGAGACUGGAAUUUGUAUCCUUUCAAUUUUCAAAUGGCUGACAGGAAGUGUUAAUCCCCAAGGCCUGCUUCCUUUAAUAUUACAAGACCAAUUUCAGGCGAGUUAGCAAAAGGCCAUUUCCAAAUCUUUGGAAAAAUUGGGCCUAUCCCCCCAAAGCCUGUUAGCCACUGGAAUUGAUCAGGCAAAAUCACUCAUCAAGCAGAGAGCGACAGACAUUGAAAGACAAAUGGACCUACUCAGAGCACCAGGUUUCAUGUCCUCUGAUAAUAACAGAUAUAUCGCUGCUCCUGCAGCUUGCCUCUUUUUUCUUGACUCCAACAAUUCCAGAAGGGCAUUGACCUUAGCUAGAAGCUCAACUUUACCAUCUGCUGUUUUGGAAGGAAAGAUCAAAGCAACUCCUCACUCCCAGGCUUUGCUCCUGUCACUUAAGAAAAAUUGAUUCAAUGGAGCAUAUUUUUUUCAAUUGUCCACACCAUAGGAAAAUUCUAUUAGAAACUGUUAGUCCACUAAUAGAAAGGUUCCCUGGUAGAUCAAACAAAAUUAAACUUGACUACCUCUUGUCUGACAGGAAUAAUCAGACAACAUGCUCGGUAGCGAAAUUUUAUGCCGUCUGUAAGUACUGUAAAUUGCAUAUGGCAGUCUGAACGUGCUCUAACUCUGUAAAUAAUUAACCUAUGACAUGUUUUAGUUCUACUUUUAUAUUUGUAUAUCUAUUUGUGAACUUUUAAACCAUUCUAAUGUCCUGCUUAUGCUGGUCGUUGACCAUAAUCAAUAAACUUGGACUUGAUGGACAUGUAA